AUGGCGGCCUCAAACCCCCUCAGGAGGCUGAUCACGGUUCUUUGGGGCGAUUGGCAAACCAAUGCUUUGUGGCAGCGCAUCCUCAAGUAUUCCAUCGCCUGCACCAUAGCCAUCAUCAUCGCCAUCCUUCCUCACUUCAAAGCGACCUCGACUUUCUUGAUACCCAUGGUUACCGUGUUUGCUCACCCUGGACAACGCAUGGGUCUCAUGAUCGAGGCUCUUCUCAUGAUCCUUUUCGGGUCCAUCCUGGGCUUGUCUUGGUCACUGCUCGGGUUGUACUUGUCAAGCCUUGUGGAGGAUAGCAAUGCGCCGGCAGCAUAUACCAUCCGCGCUUUAUUUCUUUUGGUUCUUGUUUUGAUCCACGGAUUCGUGAGAUCCGUGAGUCCUAGGCUCUUCAAUUUUGUGUUGUUUCUUCUUGUUGCUGCGUUGCUUACGGUCCAGCUACCGAGUAAUUCCACGACAUCGUUAUUUACCAACAUAUAUAUUCCCAUUUUACUCGGAGGCGGCGUGUUAAUCGUUGUCAAUUUGUCUAUAUUCCCGGAGCUAUCAAGCAGUUACCUUGGCUCGUCUGCAAUUGAGACUUUAUCAGGUACCGUGGAUACCUUGACAAGAACAACUCAUUGGUUUAUCACGCCUGGUGGUGAUGCUCCCGAGACAAAAACCAACAAUUCGCACGCCCUCGCGGCUACUUCUACGAAUAAGAGCAGCAGUACUGUCAAUCGAGUCAAACGGAAGACCACAUCACAUGUUCGCAGCUUCUUUGCAGAUUUUCCGAAUCCAUUUCGUAAAGGACAGGCUUUCGCAGCCCCUUCAACGACGCCAAUCCAUCUGACCACAAUGGCCUUUCUAUCCGGCCAAAAGUCGAGGUUACGCAUGCAGCUCUCUCGUUGCAAAGCCGCUCAAGAUGAAGUCAAUUUCGAGAUUUCCAUGUCAGCCCUUCCCCCAGUCGCAAUGAAGCCAAUCAGUGUACGGUACAUGACUGGUCUUGUACAGAAUAUUGUUACGCUCAUCGGCGCAUGUGAAAACAAGUUUGUGCUUGUUGGCAAUGAGGAGCUUCUCGAAGACUUGCCAGACUAUAAAGAACAGCAAGUAUCUGUGACACCGAAUCUACAAACAGGAAUUGCACAACGAACCCAGCCUAUCAAUCCCAGAGGGCAGAGACAGGCCGACCACAAAGAGCAGGUGGAAAGCGUCAAACCGGUGAGAGAAAUUGAAGCUGGUAGUUGCCAGCUCCUUGAAACGACUCUUCGACGAAUUCGGCUCCCAGUGCAAGAUUUUCAAAGCUGCAUGAAGCAAGCCGUGGAUUUACUCAUAGCUUGCCUUGCCUAUUGCUUUGACGUCCCAAAAUUGCCCUCUGGAGCGGCCACGCCAAAGGGCAUUCGUCUGGAAGAAAUUGAUUUGCGAAUCGACGAGUUUUCAGCAGCUCUCGCCACUUUUGAUGCCGGCUCUGCUGAAGCACUCAAGCAAGCCGUGCUGGAUGAAUCAGGGCAGGCGGUAGACUUUAUGCCACGUAUGGAGACCUUUCUUGUGUCUUCAUUCAUCCUUGCAUUUCGUGACUCGGCAGUCCAGAUCAUGCAGAUGCUUCAACAUGCAAGAACGCUUGUCGAGAAAAGGCAAAGACGCCACAAUAAAUUCCGUGUCUGGGUUCCUCAGUAUAGAAAUAUCCGGAAAUGGCUAACAACCGGUGGUGAAGCCGAUGCCAUGGUUCUCCCCGAGAGAGCAAAGCAGGCGGCACGCCAGGGAGCCCAAACCUCGUCCACGAAGGACAGCGAAGAGGCGGUCGACAUGGACAACGAAAGUCCACCUAUGACUAAGGAUGAAGAAUCAUCUCCUGUGGAUACCAAUGGCCACAAAGCUACAGAGAAAUCAGACUUGCCGAGACAACCAAAACUUCGGAGCAUCAGGCCCUCCCCAGGUGGCCUCAGUGUCAAGGUUCGAGCAGCAAUGGCAGACGCCAUGGAAUGGGUGCAGCGUUCCGACGAUGUCGAGUACGCGCUGAAGCUUGCAAUUGCCGUAUUUUUGGUUACUUGGCCAGCCUUUGUCGCUUCUUGGAACGCAUGGUACAGCCAGGUGAAGGGUGUCUGGGCUCCGAUGCAGCUUAUUCUUGUAUUUGAGGUUGCCAUUGGAACGUCCCUGUUUGUUUUUGCCGUUCGACUCUUCGGCGUCAUAUUUGGUUGUCUUGUUGGAUAUCUUUCGGUGGAAAUUGGACAACAUAACCGCGUUGCAGCUGUGUUUAUUCUCCUUUUUGGUAUAGUUCCUUCUGUAUACGUCCAGCUCGCAACCAAGUAUGUCAAGGCCGGGAUGAUUUCAAUCGUGUCACUGGCAGUUGUGGCAUUAGCUGCGAUCAAUACGACUACAGCGGCCUCUGAGGUAUUCUACAAGCGACUGGUCGCGUUUCUUGUCGGUGGUCUCGUUGCAAUGGCAGUUGAAACCAUCAUCUUUCCCGUACGAGCCAGAGACCGGUUGGUGGAGUCACUAUCGGCAGCAGUACGCCAAGUUCAGAAGAUGCAGGCCGCAGUGGCCGUUGGCAUUGAUGACCCAGAGCGGCCGAAUUUCCGAUCUCCGAAGCUUUUAAGCCGGUUUAUUCAUUCUCGCGACAAGGCUCAGGGGGCAUUGGCGGCUGCAGAGACCUUCUUGCCAUUUUGUCUCACUGAACCACGUCUGAAAGGCAGCUUUAAGCCGCUGGCGCCGAUAUACAAGGAAAUUAUAUACGUUCUACACCAAAUCAUCGAUCGGAUGGACAACGUGGUGCAACUGCGAAAAGUGUACGGAUCAUCCAUUUUGGAGGACCUGAAUCCGAAAGUACACACUCACAGGAGAAAUGUCGCGGCCAGUAGUACUCUAAUAUUAUUUUCAGUAAAUGAGGCGCUUACUACGUGGCUUCCGCUUCCCCAAUUCAUUCCUUCAGCUCGCCUAGCCCAGCUGAGACUCAUUAAUCGCAUCAGACAGCUGUUGAUAGCACAGAGUCCAAAGGGGCCGCGACCAAGCAUGCUUAAGUACCAUCGUCGCGGAUCCAACUUGGAUGAGGAGACUGCAAGCCUGAUAACUCAACACAAGUUUCUAUCUUGGAAUGCCAGCACCGCGGGUCAAAUGGAGAUUAUUGAGUAUCUCGAAGAGCUGGUGGAGUUGGUCAAAUUGCUGGUAGGCGUCAACGCCUUUCGAAGCGGUAUGCUAGAGAGGCCGCAGUACCGACAGUACAUUCGACAGCUGGAGACUGAACAGGAUGAGGAUUUGGAACGAGUUCGAACGGAAAAGUCAAAUGUUUCUGGCCAGGGAGGUGGCGAGCAUGACGAUAAUGGAACCAUUGUGUCUGAUGACAUAGAAACAGGCAGGCAUAUGAGACGAGUGAAGACAACAGCGUUUGGGUAUGGCCAAAUGGAUGGCGAAGCAGCCCCUGAUACCGAAGUGGAAGAUGAGAACGAAGGCAUACCAAGAAGUCUACAGCGAGUUGGAACGAGAUUAAUGAGAGACAAUACAUUGGUAAGGAGGCGAGGCUUCACCGUUGGUCACAAGAGAUAG
Pochonia chlamydosporia 170 is the source of this 3519-nucleotide messenger RNA. Its product is annotated as malate transporter, aliminium toerance. The record is from RefSeq and is a predicted model, not a curated record. The transcript is spliced from 2 exons. Lineage: Eukaryota; Fungi; Ascomycota; Sordariomycetes; Hypocreales; Clavicipitaceae. The coding region runs from base 1 to 3519 and encodes 1172 amino acids.